Symbiodinium necroappetens is the source of this 463-nucleotide messenger RNA. The record is from the annotation of a GenBank genome assembly. Lineage: Eukaryota; Dinophyceae; Suessiales; Symbiodiniaceae.
GCAGUUGCUUACCGCCCUGGGCAGCUCGUCCUCUGCGGCCGCGCUGCCUCUGAGCAUCUCCGUUGCCAUUGACAAGAACGGCUUGUCGCCGCACAUCGCCAAGUUCGUCCUGAGUCUCGGGGCGACCAUAAACAUGGACGGGACCACCGCGUAUCUCAUUUGUGCCACGUCUUUCCUGGCGGCCCUGCAGGGCAUCACCCUGACAGCCGGGGACUACGCUUCCAUGGUUCUUAUGGCCACCCUCUGCUCCAUGGGUUCAGCCCCUGUACCCAGCGGGAGCCUGGUGCUUCUCACGACCUUGCUCACUUCCCUGAACAUUCCCGUCACAGAGACGUUUGGCUUGAUAACAGCCGUGGAUUGGCUCCUGGACCGAGUGAGGCAGGGGCCGAACCCGAAAACAUUAAGCCUCGCUGGGUCGAGGCUGCAAAGCCACUCUCCGCAAACAUGGACGUGUUCUGUUGCC